Molecule: messenger RNA, 1508 nt
Organism: Exophiala viscosa
Lineage: Eukaryota; Fungi; Ascomycota; Eurotiomycetes; Chaetothyriales; Herpotrichiellaceae
Exons: 2
Coding region: 144-1076 (310 amino acids)
Source: RefSeq, a predicted model, not a curated record
UAUAUGAAGCUUGUCGGCAUUUGUCCAGUACGCACACCGAUACUCAAAUAUCCAAAUAGGUCAGUAACAGACUUAACAGGCAGGUUGACAAUCACUGCCCCAGUCCUCACCAUUCGAACACCGCCGAGGGGUACUUUCCAAAAAUGGCGUCCACCCAGGAAGAGAUGAGAAAGGGAGUGCCUAUCGAAAUGUACCUGGCUGAAUUAAAGCGUGUACCUGCCUCCAUCUCGAACCUGCUGUCAGAGUACUCUCAUAUUCCAAUCGACCAGCAAAAGGAACACAUCAAGACAAUCCGUGACCGGGCAUACGAAUCUCACCCAUACCCUUGUCUCGGGCGCUGGCGGUUCCUCGAGCUCGACCUCGCCGACCACCCACUUUACCACAGCGAUAUCUUGCCUGCCUUGAAAUCGGGCAACAAUGGCGGACAGGCACCAUGGAAAUUCCUCGAUCUCGGAUGUUGUCUCGCCCAAGAUGUGCGAAAGCUUGCCUUCGACGGGGCAGAUCUGUCGCGACUAUAUGGGGCUGAUUUGAAACCCGAAUUCAUCGACAUCGGUUAUGCAUUGUUCCGCGACGAGGACAAACUUCCGCGAGACCAUUUCAUCGCGCCCGCAGAUGUCUUUGACCUUUCUUCGGACACCGAGUUGAGCCGGAAAUGCGAUGGGACAGUCGGUAUCUUGCAGGCUUCCGCAGUAUUCCACCUCUUCGAUCUCUCGCAACAGAAAAUCAUGGCCCAGCGAUGCCUGAAACUGCUCGAUCCGAAGAGGAAAAGGGUCCUGAUGUGUGGAAGCCAGGUAGGGAAUCUCAAACCCUCAGAGUUUCCUAGGAGAUCUGGUGGAGGCACCAGAUUUCGGCAUAACGAAGACAGCUGGAGAGAAAUGUGGAAGGAGGCCAUUGUACAAGGCGACUGGAAAGAGAAGAUACGGGAUGUGGAAGUACAUGUGGUCAUGGCGGAGCAUGUUUGGACUGAGAAGCGCGAAGACGAGAUGAUGCAGGAGCGCAAUAAGCAUUUCGGAAGCGUGGAGGAGGGCUUCACAUGGAUGAGGUGGUGGGUUUGGGUUCACUUUGCGGAGUCGUAGAGGCCGGAACAUGGGCUCGAGAUGGAAGAGGCGACGCCGUGCGUACCUCUGAAUCGGAUGUCGAUCCGAGGAAAGGGCUUAUCAAAAACAUCCGACUAGCACGACUUGAAGUGCUGGCUGGUGGGAUGUAAUGUAGUGACUUUCCAUCUUUCGAAACCGGAUAUGUGGCGGUUUGCUAUGCCGUCCGGACGUCCUCUUACCAUCACUCUCGUUGAUCGGGUAGGAGUGAUCGUAAGUCAACAGUGUUAAAGACACACAACUGGCGCCAACGGACAGUGGAACAUUCGGUGAAGAGCAGAUGAUGUUGAGGAGGUGAAGUCGAGCUUGAUUGAGUACAUCAUCGCUUAGUCCGUCAGUAGGGGGCCUAACCCAGGUGACUGGUGACUUCCAAUCGAGCACCUUAGUGCAAAACGCCGGCUCGAGUUCGACCCU